GCAAUCUUGUAUCAUGCCAAUGUUCUGUUUACUCACCGAAGGCUCAGUCGCUGGGUCGAAUCGAUCAAAGAUGAUACUACACUACUUCGGUUGGCCCUCUCAAACACCGAGAAAGGCAUAGUAUAGUGAAGUUGGCUCUUGUGUUUUCGGCAGUUCGCGUGCGUUCAAGAGAUAUCCUUCGUGGUCAUAGACAAAUACUCUCCGUUCAACUUCGAGGUUCUCCUCUGGGACGUACGCCUUUGUCCACAGGUCAAGCCCCAUAACAUCUUUCUUUCUCUAUUCCAGCCACAUUUCAAGGGAUACACCAUCAUUUAGCAGUUAUGGCAAAGAAACUUGCUGUUAUAACUGGUGCGACUGGCAACCAGGGUGGAUCCAUCGCUCGUGGGUUGCUCAAGUCUGGUGACUGGCAAAUCCGCGCAGUGACCCGAAACCCGAGCGGAGAGAAGGCCCAAAAGCUUACUGCGGAGGGCAUGGAGGUCGUACAAGGAAGCUAUGAUGAUGAAGAGUCUAUUAGGAAGGCCUUCACGGGCGCGCAAGCCAUCUUCGCAGUGACUCAGUGGUGGGAACCUUUCUUCAAAGGUGCCAGUCAGUCCGAAGCCGGUGAGAUUGAAAAGCGCGAUGGUAUCAUGCUCGCGAGGCUGGCGGCUGAAGUGAAGACUUUGGAGCAUUACAUUUGGAGCACACUUCCUGCGGCAGACGAAAUCACCAAAGGCAAAUUCCCUGUUCCUCACUUCGACUACAAGGCUAAAGUCGACGAUCAUAUCCGGAAGAACAUGCCAGAUCUGGCGGCUAAGACUACCUUCCUCAUGUUUGGCUUCUAUCCGUCCAAUUUUGCCUUCUUCCCUAUGUUGAAGCCACAGCCAGUGGCCAGUGCUCCUGGAAAGUAUGUCUGGAUGGUUCCGUCAACUCCAUCUACCGUUUACCCUAUGGCCGGUGACAUGGCCAAAGACCCAGGUGUUUGGGCGCGCCAAAUCUUGGCGAACCCCAAGUUGACGCACGGUAAAUACGCCGGUGUCUGCACUGAGGUUUUAUCCCUUGGAGAAGCGCUCUCACAAUGGGAAGAAGUCUCAGGCAAGAAAGGUGUAUACGUGGAGGUGAAGCCAGAGGUAGUCGGUAGUUUGUUCGGUCUGGCUGGAGAAGAGGCUGUUACAGGAGUGGUGUUUGGUGAGGCAGUGACGGACUGGUUUGGCCAUGUAAAGGAACAGGGUCUUUUCAUCACUAAGGAGCAGUUGGGUAUCUCGAUGGACGAGGUUUCCAACUUCAAGCAAGCCCUUGAGGCGGUAAAACCAUUCUUGGGCUGAGCAGUAUAUGUACCUUAGACUUUAUAACAAUUUCUCAUCGACAUGGAAUUUAU
Alternaria rosae is the source of this 1354-nucleotide messenger RNA. RefSeq lists its product as uncharacterized. The coding region runs from base 321 to 1301 and encodes 326 amino acids. The transcript has 3 exons. The record is from RefSeq and is a predicted model, not a curated record. NCBI's taxonomy places the organism in Eukaryota, Fungi, Ascomycota, Dothideomycetes, Pleosporales, Pleosporaceae.